This is a messenger RNA of Acaulospora morrowiae, 841 nucleotides long. The record is from the annotation of a GenBank genome assembly. NCBI's taxonomy places the organism in Eukaryota, Fungi, Glomeromycota, Glomeromycetes, Diversisporales, Acaulosporaceae.
UGACCUUCGCACCACAAGCGAGAUUCGCACAUUCGGCAGUUCUGGUGAGGAGGAGAAUUUAUGUAUUUGGCGGUCAACUUCCUUCACAACAACCAGAUAAUGGCAUGUUCCUUCUUAGUUUCACGGGCACUAACAACACUGCUCCAUUAAAUUGGACGGAUCUGUCCCCUGUCUCCAAGGUUCCGGUCAAUAUUUCGUGGUCAACGGCGGUUUUCGGAAAGUCGCUUAAAACAAUAUUUGCAUUUGGAGGAAUUAUGUUGGAUUCGAUGGGAAACCAAACCGGUUUAUUGCUUAAGUUUAACAUUACUUCGAGAACAUGGGAAAAAAUCACGGCAUCAGGAACACCGCCUGUAAACCGGAGAGAAUGCCAAGCGGUUAUUGACGAUGCAAAUAAAAUAUAUAUUUUUGGAGGUUCGACGUCGUCUGCUACAGGAUCAAACACUACAAAAUGGUUGAAUGAUAUGAUUAUAUUAGACACUAUUAAAAUGAGUUGGUCAAUCUCAUUGUAUGACACAAAAGCAGACAGCUGGUCGGUAAAGGUCGCGACUGGUCACAAUAUCGACGGACGUGCGAGUCAUUCUGCAGUGCUGACAAAUGAUAGCAAAAUUAUCGUUUAUGGUGGGUUUAAAGACGAAAACGAAGUAGCUGCUUUUCCACAACUCAUAAUGUUGGAUACCAACAAUUCAACAUUUACUUGGUCCGCACCUCCUGUCAACACUGUUACCGCUCCGCCCGCACUGAAACUACAUACUGGACGUUACCUAAAUACACAAACGGUGUCUUCAAACACGAACCCAAACGUCUACAUAUUUGACUUAACGACCUUCGCUUGGCAACCUAU